This is a messenger RNA of Monascus purpureus, 375 nucleotides long. NCBI's taxonomy places the organism in Eukaryota, Fungi, Ascomycota, Eurotiomycetes, Eurotiales, Aspergillaceae. The record is from the annotation of a GenBank genome assembly.
AUGAUAUUGGCGCUGGACCUGUACGCUGUACUCUGUUGCUGCAGCUUUAGCAUCACAGCACGUGAUUUCACACUGCUCAUCGUCCAGCGCAAGCGCCGACACGGCGCGUAUAUCAUCCAUUCGGCCCCAUCCAUCAUCCCAGACAUUGUACAAGCGCCGCAGUUGCUAUUCAGACUCUGCUCAGGUAACCCCAAUCUCUUUAUGUCUCAUCCAGGCGCGUAUGAAAUGCUUCCCCGUGGCAGAUCCAGGUCUGACUCCCUAGAGUGUGCCAGCACCAUGGAAGCCAGUUCCUUUUUACCUGUCGCCCUAGGUGCGCAGGGCCGUGUUGGAUGCUUUCUUUCUAAUCCAUUUCCUUUGAUUUUCUUUGUGUCUUGA